Molecule: messenger RNA, 1521 nt
Organism: Penaeus monodon (black tiger shrimp)
Lineage: Eukaryota; Metazoa; Arthropoda; Malacostraca; Decapoda; Penaeidae
Biological process (GO): chromatin organization; negative regulation of transcription by RNA polymerase II
Cellular component (GO): pericentric heterochromatin
Molecular function (GO): chromatin binding
Source: RefSeq, a predicted model, not a curated record
AUGCAAUCCAUAGACCCUAUCAACCUUAUAGUCCAUAAGAUACAAGACCAGUUGUUUUAUCUGUGUGCAUACCCAGCUGGAUAUCCAGCCAUUUCAGGAUCACCAGCAGUGAACAAGCAGAUCCCUUGGCACAAUCUGCCACUUGUCCACAACUCAAAACCUACUUUUCACACAUUCCAGCCACCGACUACUACCCCCACUUCAAAACUUUCCUCUAUAACCGUCAGCAAUCUUUCUGCCCUGUCGAUAGCAAUCCGCAUGGUGAAUCCAAUAAAAACCCCAGCCCCAAGUUUAAAGAUAGUCCUAAACAAUGCUGGUGAAGCACACAGUGUAUACUACUGCCACCUUUGUGGUUGUGAGUAUCAAGUCAAGUAUAAUCUACAGAAGCACUUAGCAACUAGGCAUACAGAGGAGAGAGAUGCUGUACCUGAAGAAGUGAUGCAGUGCAAUGUCUGCUCAGCUUUAUUCUACUCCAAGAGAGCAUAUGAGGCACACAAUCACCAUCAUCGUGAGAGUGACCUAUAUGCCACCAAUGAAGAAAUGAGGCAACAAGUUGUCCAGAGAAUUGACCAAGACUUUGACCAAAGGCGAGUCCCCACAACAGUUGAGCGUUAUCUCUCUGCAUCUGCAAUAAGCUCCAAUCGUUCAGCCACAUGGCGCAACAUCAGGGCCGCUAAAAGAAGUCAAGAAAUAAUACAAACUUCUCCAAUAUGUGAAGCAACCCAGGAGAAGGAGAUACCUCUGGCAGCCACAGAAAUGAGAAUAGUUUAGUUCAUAAUAAAACCAGAUAUCAGUGCCAUGAGUAACACCAUGGGCACGGAGCCUCCCAAUGUGGUUGAUUGCUUCUUACAGGAGAGUGACUCAUGCUGGGAAUCACAAGGACAGGUUAACAGAAAAAGACUGAUUGAUGAUGGAGAAGAAGACCAGGAGAUCAGCAGACUUGGAACUGUGAACCCUGAUACAGUAAUGCCAAAUCCUGGUAUGAUACUAGGGCAAAGUAAUGAAGACCUAGGGAGCAAUAAUGAAAAACCGCAGGAGACAAAAGUAAGGACUGAAAAGACUCAAGAGUUUGAAAAUGAUACUGAGAAGCAGGACCAAUCUGAAAUGGCAGGAGAAAAGGACAUAAGUCAGAGUAAAGGAGAUAGUAAUGACAGUGAAGAGAGUGAUGGAGAUCUGGUGGUGGAGAAAAUAGUGGGAAUGCGAAAAGCUAUAAAUGGCAGAGAAUUCCUAGUAAGAUGGCAGGGAUUUGAGCCUGCAGACGACACCUGGGAGAGGGAAGAGUUCUUGAAUUGUGGAAAUCUUAUAUCUGAUUUCCUCAAGAACAGAAAGCUAGAUGUUUCAUCAUCUGCCACAGGGGAAAACCGAUGGGCGGGGGUUAGAAGCACCAAUAGAAUGGAUGAGGCUCCAAAGGGAAAAAAGCGGAAAGAGCAGAAGGCAAAGGAGCAUAAGAAACAUAUGAGUUUACUGCAGGUAUUGAUAGCUAUGUCGUUGUGCUUCAAUUUAGAGUUUCAAUCUCUAUAA